Brassicogethes aeneus is the source of this 1957-nucleotide messenger RNA. The record is from the annotation of a GenBank genome assembly. NCBI's taxonomy places the organism in Eukaryota, Metazoa, Arthropoda, Insecta, Coleoptera, Nitidulidae.
UAUAAAUAAAUAAAUAAAUUUGUAUUUAGGUUUAAAUAUUUUUUAGUGUAAGGAUGACAAUGUUGAUUUUCUUUAUUAUUUUAAACGCAAUUUAUUUCAUACAUUGUGUUAGCGAUGAAGAGGUUGCACAAUUUACAAUGUAUCUGGAGGAUGAAAUGGAAAAAGCUCAAAAUGGAGAGUUAAGAAACGAUUCUUCACAGUUUAAACCUUUAAAGGAUGAACCACCUAUUGAUUUUGGAUGCUAUGAUUUUAUAAUAAUAGGGGCUGGAUCUACUGGUACCAUAUUGGCCAAUAGACUUUCCGAAGAAGAAGAUUUUAAGGUACUUUUAAUUGAAGCAGGGGGCUAUCCCAACAACUAUACUGAUGUCCCUUUUGUUAUCGGAUUGAGUAGAUUUACAAAGUUCAAUUGGGGAUACAAAACAGUCCCUCAAAAGCAUUCAUGCUUAGGCAUGAUAAAUCAACAGUGCAUCGUACCUAGAGGUCAAGGAGUGGGUGGUACAACAUUAAUAAACGAUCAGAUAUAUGUAAGAGGGCAUCCCCAUGACUUUGAUAGAUGGGAGUCGUUGGGAAACCCAGGUUGGUCCUAUGAAGACGUCCUGCCAAUUUUCAAGAAAACCGAGGCAAUGCACCAAAACAACCCCCAGGCUGUAGUGGACUGGCCGUACCACAACACAUCCGGUCUUCUGUAUGUAGAGUAUUAUCCAACCACUGAUCCCCAGUUGAACGCUUGGUAUGAAGCCCAGGCCUCUAUGGGGUAUAAUUUUGCCGAUUCAAAUAGCCCCGAACAAAUCGGAUUUGGACCGCUGCCUGCAUGUAUUAGAAAUGGUAAAAAAGUUGACGAUGGCACGGCCUUUAUACUACCUAUACUUUCAAGAGGAAACCUUAAAGUGCAAAAUAACAGCUUGGUGACAAAAAUUUUGAUUGAAAAGGAUAUGAAAGGUCAAUUAAUUGCAACAGGUGUUAAUUUUUCUUAUAACCGCACAACAUAUGUGGCCCGGGCUAACAAAGAAGUCAUUGUAUCUGGUGGUUCUAUUAAUACUCCUCAAAUUUUAAUGCUUUCGGGGGUAGGUCCUAAAAAACACUUAAGAGAAAAGACUAUCCAGGUCUUAAAGGAUUUACCUGUCGGCAAGACCCUGAGGGACCACCCUGCAUUUUAUGGAUUAUUGAUUAGUUCAAAUUACACAGAACCCAUACAACCAUUCGAAGAGUAUGUUAGAGAAUACUUAAAUGGAUAUGGUCCUCUAACGGUACCAGGUGGCUUGAAAGGAUUGUCUUUUUACAAGACCAAAUUUGAGUCGGUUGAAAAUUAUCCAGACUUGGAAAUAUUAUAUGGCUCUGGUAACUGCACAAGCGCAUUCAUAAAAAAGGAGUAUAACUUAAAGGAUGAAACAUACGAAGCAAUCUAUGCGCCUUUGGAUCCACCCAGGUGUUUUUUUAUGGUGCCUACAGUUCUCCACACUAAAUCCGUAGGAAGUGUCAAACUUAAAACCAAUGACCCCUAUGAUUUUCCUCUGAUUGAUUUCAAUAAUUUGUCGGAUAAAGACAAUAUAGAUGCCAAAACAAUUUAUGAAGGCAUUAAAAUGGGUUUAAGUUGGGUACAACACAUGCAAGCGGUUAACGCCACUUUAGGCGUAAAAAAGCUCCCAGCCUGCGAACAGUACGAAUUUUUAAGUGAACAAUAUUGGUACUGUGCCAUAGGACAAGUGACAUCCAAUCUAUAUCAUCCCGUGGGUACUUGUCCAAUGGGUCCGGACCCCAAAAAGUAUGUGGUCAACCACGAAUUCAAAGUACAUGGAGUUCAUAGAUUAAGAGUGGCGGACGCUAGUGUUUUCCCACACACUUUAUCCGGUCAUCCCAAUGCACCAUGUGUUAUGCUAGGGGAAAAAUUGGCCAUAAUUUUAAAGAAACAGUAUUUGUAAAUCGUAAUAAAAAUAAAGCAGUUUUAAAACUAUCAACA